Molecule: messenger RNA, 1823 nt
Organism: Gambusia affinis (western mosquitofish)
Lineage: Eukaryota; Metazoa; Chordata; Actinopteri; Cyprinodontiformes; Poeciliidae
Exons: 3
Coding region: 810-1823 (337 amino acids)
Source: RefSeq, a predicted model, not a curated record
ACCAUGAUCAAUCAAUCAAUCAAUCAAUUUAUUAGUCUAGAACAUUUGAGCACUUCAAAGUGUUUUACAUCAAAUGAUGUCACAAAACCUUCAUUACAAUCAUCAAUACAUGAUCAAUAUGUUGGUCAAUUCCUCAUUUAUCAAUCAAACUCCAACCAGAUCUGUGGAGCAUAGAAGCUGAAUGCUGCUCCUCCAUGUUUGGUUCUGGUUCUGGUCCUGGUGCAGAACCAGAACCUUGUUCUGCUCCGCAUUCCUCAGAUGUGGUCAGUGUCUCCAUGAAGGAGCGUCCUGAAGCGGGUCGGGUCGAACAGAACCUCUUUCAGCUGCUCUGUUUGUUCUGCAGGCUGUUUACCUAACACACACACACACUCACACACACACUGCUGCUUCUCUCUGAUGCUGAUCUAACAGAACCUUGGCCUCGCAUGGCUGGGUCCGAUUCAGCAGAACCAGACAGGAAGCAGCUGAAGAACCAGAACUGGCUGCAGGAACCAAAAUAAUGAAUAUCAGAACCAGAACUCUCGGAUCCAAAUGAAUUCCGUUCCUCUUCAGGUUCCUCUCAGGUCUGAAACUGAUGUGAUUCAGGCUGUGAAGAUUUCCUGGGGGUGGAGGGUCAAGGGGUGACCUUUGACCCCUUAACCCUCCAGGUGAGCCUCUUCUCCAGCGGCUCACCUGGCCCGAGGGCGCCCCCUGCUGUUAAGUCUGUCCGAAACGACCGAGCCCAGCAACAGACUGGGAAACAUGGAGGAUCAAACUGGGAGUGGUGGUGUAAACAGCAGGGUGGAGACGCGGUGACUCAAGCAGCAGCUAUGAGGCAGUUUUUUGGGAACCGGAAGUCUCUUCCUGCUGCUCGCGACUUUCACAAUAAAAGCAUGCGCGCAGCAGAAAACCUUCUGGGUCGGAACCUCUUGGACUUUUGGUUUGGGGUCGUUCUGAUUUUUCUGUUCAUCCUUGGGUUCACUUCUUCAUGCAGAACCUUGGUUCUGGAUCCGGUUCGGACCCGAGGCUUUGUGACCUUUCUCCAAGCCAAGGACGAAAUAACUUUUAUUUUGGAGGGUCCCGCCCUUCUGGCAUCACUCACCUGGAACCGGGCCGGGCCGAACCCAACCGAACCGAACGGGGCCGGGCCGGGCUUCGGAACCAAUAGCCAGGCCGUCCGGUACCUGGAUCAGGACUACGAGGUUCUGAAGCGGCGCUUGUUCCAGGAUGACUCCUUCCCUGCGCUGGGCUCUCUGGGCUUCAACGAACUGGGCCCACGGUUGAAUCGGACCUGCUGGAAUGAGAGGAGCUCCAGACCACCCGGACCCAGUCCUGGACCUGGGAACUGGCCCUGGACUCGGCCCUGGACUCGGACCCGGACUCGGCCCUGGACCUGGACUCGGACCCUGCCCCGGACUCGGACCCGGCCCUGGACCAGGAACUGGCCCUGGACUCGGCCCUGGACUCGGACCCGGCCCUGGACUCGGACCCAGCCCUGGACUCGGACCCGGCCCUGGACCUGGACUCGGACCUGGACUUGGACCCGGAACCGGCCCCGGACUCGGCCCUGGACCUGGACUCGGACCCUGCCCCGGACUCGGCCCCUGCUCCGGACUCGGACCCGGCCCUGGACCCGGAACCGGCCCCGUCUUCCUCUCUGCAGCAGGAGCCUUCGUCUUCAUCCUGCUCCUCAUCCUCCUUUUGUGAUCCGGUUGGAGGAAGAGGACGACGAUCCGGACGACGGCGAGGUCUGGAUCAGACCCGUGGUGGUUCUGAUCCAGAAGAACCGCGGACGCAUGAAGAAGAUGGGAGAAGACAUGCACACCAUCGGCUUUGCCAUCUAG